This is a messenger RNA of Talpa occidentalis (Iberian mole), 2244 nucleotides long. It is a transcript of the gene TRAP1, whose product is annotated as TNF receptor associated protein 1. The transcript is spliced from 18 exons. Bases 62 to 2062 code for a protein of 666 amino acids. The record is from RefSeq and is a predicted model, not a curated record. Gene Ontology annotation, biological process: protein folding. Lineage: Eukaryota; Metazoa; Chordata; Mammalia; Eulipotyphla; Talpidae. Gene Ontology annotation, molecular function: ATP binding; ATP hydrolysis activity; ATP-dependent protein folding chaperone. Gene Ontology annotation, cellular component: mitochondrial inner membrane.
GGCGCCGGCGCUGGCAGCCGCCCCGGCAGGAAGCCCGGGCCCACAUCCUUGGAGGGCUGCCAUGCCAGCAGCGGGGCCCCGGCGAAACCUGGCCUCCGGCCUCUCCACUGGCCGGCACUUCAGCUCCCAGGCGGCCGAGGACCCGAAGGAGGAGCCCCUGCGCCCCCUCAUCAGCAGCACAGAGGCCGUGCAAGGGUCCGCUUCCAAGCACGAGUUCCAGGCUGAGACCAAGAAGCUGCUCGACAUCGUUGCCCGUUCCUUGUACUCAGAAAAGGAGGUGUUCAUACGGGAGCUGAUCUCCAACGCCAGCGACGCCUUGGAGAAGCUGCGCCACAAGCUGGUGUCUGCGGGCCAGACGCUGCCGGAGCUGGAGAUCCACCUGCAGACCGACUCCGAGAAGGGCACCCUCACCGUGCAGGAUACUGGCAUCGGGAUGACCCAGGAGGAGCUGGUGUCCAACCUGGGAACGAUCGCCAGGUCAGGGUCAAAGGCCUUUCUGGACGCGCUGCAGAGCCAGGCCGAGGCCAGCAGCAAGAUCAUCGGUCAGUUCGGAGUGGGCUUCUACUCGGCCUUCAUGGUGGCUGACAGGGUCGAGGUCUAUUCCCGCUCGGCGGAGCCCGGCAGCCCCGGUUACCAGUGGCUUUCAGACGGCUCUGGGGUGUUUGAAAUUGCCGAAGCCUCCGGAGUGAGAACCGGCACCAAGAUCAUCAUCCACCUCAAGUCAGACAACAGAGAGUUUGCCAGCGAGGCCCGGGUUCGAGAUGUGGUGACCAAGUACAGUAACUUCGUCAGCUUCCCCCUGUACCUGAACGGCAGGCGCGUUAACACCUUGCAGGCUGUGUGGAUGCUGGACCCCAAGGACGUGGGUGCCGAGCUGCACGAGGCGUUCUACCGCUACGUGGCCCAGGCCUCCGACCGGCCCCGCUACACCCUGCAUUACCAGACUGACGCCCCGCUCAGCAUCCGCAGCAUCUUCUAUGUGCCGGAGAUGAAACCGUCCAUGUUUGACGUGAGCCGGGAGCUGGGCUCCAGCGUCUCCCUGUACAGCCGCAAGGUCCUCAUCCAAACCAAGGCCGCUGACAUCCUGCCCAAGUGGCUGCGGUUCAUCCGAGGUGUGGUGGACAGCGAGGACGUGCCCCUGAACCUGAGCCGGGAGCUCCUGCAGGAGAGCGCGCUCAUCAGGAAGCUCCGGGACGUUCUGCAGCAGAGGCUCAUCAAAUUCUUCGUUGACCAGAGUAAGAAAGACCCUGAAAAAUAUGCCAAGUUUUUUGAAGAUUACGGCUUGUUCAUGCGGGAGGGCAUCGUGACCACAGCAGAGCAGGCGGUCAAGGAGGACAUUGCCAAGCUGCUGCGAUACGAGUCCUCAGCGCUGCCUGCUGGGCAGUUGACCAGCCUGCAGGACUACGCCAGCCGCAUGCAGCCCGGCACGCGCAACAUCUACUACCUGUGCGUCCCCACCCGCCACCUGGCGGAGCACUCGCCCUACUACGAGGCCAUGAAGCGGAAGAACAUGGAGGUGCUCUUCUGCUACGAGCAGUUCGACGAGCUGACUUUGCUGCACCUGCGUGAGUUUGACAAGAAGAAGCUGAUCUCGGUGGAGACGGACAUCGUGGUUGAUCACUACAAGGAGGAGAAGCUUGAGGAAGCGACCCCAGCUGGUGAGAGCCUGUCCGAGAAGGAGGCGGAAGACCUUUUGGCCUGGAUGAGAAAUGCGCUGGGGUCACGGGUCACCAACGUGAAGGUGACCCUGCGGCUGGACACGCACCCCGCGAUGAUCACCGUGCUGGAGAUGGGGGCGGCGCGGCACUUCCUGCGCAUGCAGCAGCUGGCCAAGACCCAGGAGGAGCGCGCGCAGCUGCUGCAGCCCACGCUGGAGGUCAACCCCCGGCACACGCUGAUCAGGAAGCUCAGCCAGCUCCGGGAGCGGGAGCCCGAGCUGGCCCAGCUGCUCGCGGACCAGAUCUACGAGAACGCCAUGAUCGCCGCGGGGCUCGUGGACGACCCGAGGCCCAUGGUGGGCCGCCUCAACACCCUGCUGGCCAAGGCCCUGGAGCGGCACUGAUGUCCGGCCCGGCCGCGCCAGAGUCGGGGGAGGCAGCGGGCACCGCCAGCUCCUCUGCCUUGGGGCUGAGGCGGCCUGAGCCCCCCGGGGGAAGGAAGGACUGGAGGCCACAGGUGCAAACACCAUUUUGAGCUUUAUUUACUAAAAGGUAUUUCUUAAUUUAAGUGUCGGGUUCUCUGUGU